GUGAUGAUGAUGAUGCAGGUGGAAUCGGGAAUCCUGAACUACAUGAAGGUGACGAUCAUGCUGAAGGAGUUCAACAUCAUGGAGUACAAGAAGGUCAUCCUCAUCCUGGUGGACAUGGUGAUGGUGAACUACCUCAAGGACACGAUGGACGUACGCCGCUCCAUGAACGACGUCCGCAUUUGCUGUGUUGCCCUCGGAGUGGAACCAGCUACCACACUCCUGGGUGUGGGAACUUGCGUGCAUCCAACUUGGUGA
This is a messenger RNA of Symbiodinium pilosum, 255 nucleotides long. Lineage: Eukaryota; Dinophyceae; Suessiales; Symbiodiniaceae. The record is from the annotation of a GenBank genome assembly.